Topomyia yanbarensis is the source of this 1969-nucleotide messenger RNA. It is a transcript of the gene Mettl3, whose product is annotated as N6-adenosine-methyltransferase MT-A70-like protein. The record is from RefSeq and is a predicted model, not a curated record. NCBI's taxonomy places the organism in Eukaryota, Metazoa, Arthropoda, Insecta, Diptera, Culicidae. Gene Ontology annotation, molecular function: mRNA (2'-O-methyladenosine-N6-)-methyltransferase activity; mRNA m(6)A methyltransferase activity. The transcript has 3 exons. Gene Ontology annotation, cellular component: RNA N6-methyladenosine methyltransferase complex; nucleus. The coding region runs from base 157 to 1944 and encodes 595 amino acids.
ACCCCCCAUGGAACUGUUUGAAGUUUAUUUAUGUAUAAAAUUGCUAUGUGCCUGCGUGUGUAAACACAACAGUACUUUUUGGCUAGCUCCGGCAGUUUUUAAUAUCAAAAUUCAAACCGCUGCCAAACCUCUGUUCCGUCUACAAUUACAGUAAAUAUGUCCUCCUGGGAAGAGAUUCAGGCCGUCAAGGCUAAACGUAACACACUGCGGGAGCGGCUGGAGAAACGCAAGAAGGAACGCCAGGAUCUGCUCGGUGGAAGCAGCCCCAGCCCGAGUGUAGUAGGACUGAUCAAAACCGAAGCCGGCACUUCCGGUGGGGAUGAUAAGAGUAAAAUAUUGCUGACGGCUAUUAAGCUGGAGCAAGAUGUUGAUUAUGAGGUCGAAAAAACGCUGGUCCAGGUACUGGCUGAUCGCAGUUUGGCUCUACCGACUAAUUCGACACAAAUAGGGGAACGGGUAGAAAAAUUAAUUCAGAAACCAACGGCAAGUGAUUCCAUAUUGCACUAUCUGCAAAAGCUAUCCGGCCAGAAUCUGGUCAAUAUGAAGGAAGUCAGUAUUGCAGGAAUGGUUGGUUAUGAGGUUAUCUCGGCGGAAUACGGCAGCCUGCAGUCUCUUUACGAUGACUUACUGGUCAAUCACAACGAGCGGGAAGGUACUAAACGAAAAGCUGUUAAGAUAGAAAAAGAUUCCGAUAUGAAGCUGGCUCGAUUAAUCUCCGGGUCAAUCAAAGAGGAAGCACAGACGAAAGCCGGCGAAUCGAGCCUGCUGAGCAAUACGGCGGACAUUAUGUCACUGCUGUCAAUGCCUUCCACAAGAGAGAAACAAAGCAAAAAGGUUGGAGAAGAAAUUUUGGAACUAUUGACUAAGCCAACGGCCAAAGAGCGGUCACUGGCUGAAAAAUUCAAAUCGCAGGGUGGCGCUCAGGUGAUGGAGUUUUGUCCGCAUGGAACAAGAAUCGAAUGUUUAAGAUCGUUGGAGGCAGCAAACGAUGCUAAUCUGAAGAAGGAAGAUGAUGACGACGUUAUCAUUAGUGAUGAUAACAACGGGUUCGAGAUCGUGGAGAUCAAAAAAGAAGCGGAUGACCAUGCAAAGUAUCUUUGCAACAAGUUGCAUUUCAAAAAGAUUAUCCAAUCACAUACAGAUGAAUCGCUGGGAGAUUGCAGUUUUUUAAAUACUUGUUUUCAUAUGGAUACCUGUAAGUAUGUUCACUAUGAAGUCGAUACGUACGUCGGACUGAAUACAGGAUCGAAAUUCGAUGGUGAUGGAUCUUCGAAACGAACGAAAGAUCCGUGUGCUGCGCUAUAUCCACCUCAAUGGAUUCAGUGUGACUUGCGCUAUUUGGAUAUGACAGUUCUCGGAAAAUUCGCUGUGGUGAUGGCCGAUCCACCCUGGGAUAUUCAUAUGGAGCUACCCUACGGAACAAUGUCUGACGAUGAGAUGAGACAACUGGGAGUUCCUGCUCUGCAAGACGAUGGUUUAAUUUUUCUUUGGGUGACUGGCCGAGCGAUGGAACUUGGUCGCGAGUGUUUGAAGCUGUGGGGGUACGAGCGAGUCGAUGAAUUGAUUUGGGUAAAAACAAAUCAACUGCAGCGAAUAAUUCGUACCGGUAGAACCGGACAUUGGUUGAACCAUGGCAAGGAGCACUGUCUGGUGGGAAUGAAGGGGAAUCCACCGAACUUGAACCGAGGAUUGGAUUGUGACGUCAUAGUGGCUGAAGUAAGAGCGACCAGUCACAAGCCGGACGAAAUAUACGGGAUCAUUGAGCGGUUAAGCCCCGGAACGAGAAAAAUUGAACUUUUUGGUCGUCCACACAACGUUCAGCCGAAUUGGAUAACGCUCGGUAAUCAGUUGGACGGUAUUAGAUUAGUAGACCCCGAGCUCAUCAGUUCGUUUCAAAAGCGAUAUCCCGACGGCAAUUGCAUGACACCUGGAAAAAAUCCUUAAUUUGCAGUAACAAACUAUUUGCACG